AUGGCACCCGAUCCGAACCCGACCAUAAGGCCCGGUCCAAAGGCCGAACCAUCAAAUGCCUCCUCACCAUCUGAAGAUCCAUCUCAGACCGAAGAAACGACGCUUGUCUCGGCCCUCUCUCUCCUCCACCAAAUGCACCAAAAACUUGCAUUACUCCGCGAAUCUAUCCCACAUAUGGUGCAACCGAUAAUGAAGGCGUCAGCCUAUCCGACCCCUGAGACGUUAUUCGAUGAGUUUUCGAAACGGACGUUAAAGGCUUCCGAGGACCUGGUGGAUUUUACGAAGUUGGUUAGUGAUGGGAGGUGGGUUUUUGAUAAGGCUUCGACGAGUAGACGUGAGAAUGGGGAUGAAAGUGGAGAAGUUAAGAGGUGGAAGAGUAGUGCGCCUCUACCGCAUUAUUUGAAGGAUAUUGCGGAGGGUAGCGAAGCUGUGGGGAAGGAUAAAGAGGCCAAAAAGAAAGAAGAGGAGGAGAAGAAAGAGAAGAAGAGGUUAGAAGCUGAGAGAAGCAAAGAACGGGAAUUGGAAAUUGCGGAAGUCAAGGAAUUUGAGAGUGAGGAUGUUAGAAGAGGGAUAAUAGAAGAGUUUAAGAAAGAGCAUGGCGAUCUCGAGAUUACGCCUGAGGAAGACGGAAAGGUUCUGAAGGUUGCGAUACCCAAGCCGGUGGGCCUGACGUUCUCAAUCGACAUACUACAGCCUACAGCGGAGUCGAAUCGAUAUACCGUUUCCCUGCCUACGAGUUCCUAUCUUCACAUCCUGGUUUUAAGGAGUAUUACAACAAGGCCGAAUGCUGGAAGCUUAAAGUAUCUACUGGAUAUGAUAGCGACCUACAAAACGAUAUACAAAACCAAAUGUAACAAGUGUAACAAGCUCACACAGGGUCCGAAGGCUGAUCUUCCUGUCAUCCGUCGUCUUAAACGGAUAGCGAAGUUAGUGCAGAAAGAAAGUAAAGAAGAUGGCGGAAGCAGUCAAGACAAUGAUAAAAUGGAUACGUCCGGGGACAAUAAGGUGGUAAAGGGCGCGAAGGAUGCAAACCCCAAGAUUAAGAAGGAACCGGAAGAAGAGGAGCAGCCCAAGGAAGAGAAUGAUGGCACGGAUGAUGUCGCUGAGGUAGAACUCGUUGAAGAGUUCUGGGUAACUUAUCAUGAGGGAUGUGCUGCCUAG
Molecule: messenger RNA, 1161 nt
Organism: Orbilia oligospora ATCC 24927
Lineage: Eukaryota; Fungi; Ascomycota; Orbiliomycetes; Orbiliales; Orbiliaceae
Exons: 2
Coding region: 1-1161 (386 amino acids)
Cellular component (GO): mediator complex
Source: RefSeq, a predicted model, not a curated record